Molecule: messenger RNA, 615 nt
Organism: Paraglomus occultum
Lineage: Eukaryota; Fungi; Glomeromycota; Glomeromycetes; Paraglomerales; Paraglomeraceae
Source: the annotation of a GenBank genome assembly
AUGUCAAGAAAAUCCAAACCUUCGGAAUACGAUGACCCACCCGACUACGAUCCAAGCGAGCUCAUGUCAGACUUACUUCCCAAUGCAUCCUUUACAACAGUGAAGGAUGACAGUGCAUAUAAAUCAUGGAUCUGUCUAUAUCCCGUAUACUUUGAUUCUACGAAAUCCGUUAAACAGGGUCGAAAAAUCGUUAAAGAUUUAUCCGUACCCCAUCCUUUAGCAAAAGACCUGGCUGAAUCUAUCAAAGCAUUACAAUUGUCGUUGUUUUUUGAGCCACACAAGAGACAUCCCCGUGAUUGGGAGAAUCCGGGUAGACUACGCGUACAAUUGAAAAUGGAGGACAACACCCUAGUAGACCCCACGAUUAAAACAAGGAAGGAAUUGAUGAAGCGUGUAGCCAAAUUAUUGCGAACCAUCCAGCAAAAUCCUCAGGAAUAUCCUCCGAAGCAUUCUCCUGCUGCACCAUCAGGAUUGUUGCGGGAGAGUGGAGGGAGUAGUUCAGUGGCAUCAUCUUCUAGCUCUGCAGCCAGCGGAUCUGCGGCAUCUGCUUCUGCGAGCACACCAGUUAUUCGAUCAGGAUCAUCGAAAAAGAAAGGCAGGAAAGGCAGACGAUGA